GGCUAAGCCGAGGCCGAAGAGUGUUCAGUUCGGCAUUGGUCAGCUAUAUUUCAAUGGAGAAACGGCCACCGCCGGAAACUAUACAAAUUCGACUGCUCUGCCCAUCAGCAAAAACCGGCGCCCUAAUAGGCAAAGGCGGUUCUGUCAUUCGACAGCUCCAGUCUCUAACUUCCACCAAAAUUCGCAUCCUCGACGAUCCUUUCGAGGAACGUAUCAUCCAAAUUGUCGCCGAUAGCAAACCUCUGGUUUCUAAUAAUGCCGAUAACCCAAACGUAUCAUCCAAUGCGGAGACGAAGCAAGAUUUAAUCGAAGAUGGAUGCAAUUCUGCGUCGGGAGGGGGAGGAGGAAGAGAUGUUGGUGGUGGGGAAGAGGAAACUACUUCGUCUUGGUCGCCGUUGCAGAAGGCGGUGGUUAGGGUUUUCGAGAGAAUAGUGAAAGGGGACGCUGCUGAUGACAAAGAAACAGAAAAAGAAAGCGAAAAUCUGGUCGCUUGUUGCAGGAUGCUAUUGGCGUAUAAUCAGGCUGCGUGUUUAUUGGGGAGAGAGAGUUGGUUCUUAGAGAAGACUGGGCAUGAAAAUGGGACUCAAAUUAGGGUUUUGACUAGAGACCAGAUUCUACCAUGUGCUGCUCCAGGGGAUGAGCUGCUUCAGAUUACAGGCAACUUUUCGGCUGUAAAGAAAGCACUUUUUUCUAUUUCAAGUUUUCUUCAAGAAAAUUGUACACAUUCUCAGCUGGAUCAAUUUACUCCAUGGGGUUAUACAUCCGGUCGUCAUGCUGCAGACUACAAUUCAAGGAGUUACCCUUCUAAUCCAGAGCAUGAGAAUGCUGUCCACAACAGAGCAGGAUUUGAAGAGGAAGUUGUAUUUAAAUUGUUAUGCCAAGCUGAUAAGGUUGGUAGUUUGAUAGGAAAAGGUGGCUCUGUGGUACGGGCUUUGCAGUGUGAAACUGGUGCAGGGAUAAAGAUUGCUGAUACUUCUCAUGAUUCAGAAGAGCGGAUUGUAGUUAUAUCUGCACGAGAGCAUAUAGAGCAAAGAUUCUCUUCGGCCCAAGACGCUGUUGUUCGAGUGCAAUCUAGAAUUGCUGAGAUUGGAUUUGAACCUGGUGCUGCAAUUGUUGCUCGUCUUCUUGUACCUUCACAACAUAUUGGUUAUUUGCUGGGUAAAGGAGGUCAUAUUGUAAAUGAAAUGAGAAGAGCUACUGGUGCUAAUAUAAGGGUAUCUUCAGAAGAACAACUUUCAAAGAGUGUUGAAUCCCAAAAUGAGGAAGUUGUACAGGUCAGUGGUAGUUUACAAUCAGUUCAGGAUGCAUUGUUUCAUAUCACAGGCAGGCUUCGGGAGUCCAUAUUCCCAAUGAAACCUCCUUUUCCCGGUGUUAAUCCUCCUCUCUACUUACCUCCUUUCCCUGAAAUGCCACCUCCGUUAUUCAGGCCAAGACAUAACCAUGCCUCUCCAUGUCCCUAUCCUUCCCACUGUGGACCUUUUCAUGGCAUGGAUGCUUCUGCUGGUCCUCCCCAACCACUUGAACACCAACCACCAUUUACACAUGGUAUGGACCACUUGGGUCCCUCUAACUUAGACCGCGCUCCGUAUCCCUAUGGUGGUGACAUACAUGGGCAUGGACCCAUGUUUUACAGGCCAUCUUCUCCAGGAUCGUGGACUCCUCAUGCUGCUAUGCCUAGGGGAGUCUAUGAUGCUGGUCCUGGCUUUGUUGCUAGAAAUGGACGUCUAGGAAGUGGGAAUCAAGCACCCAUUUUGACCAACACAAAGGUUGAGAUAGUGAUUCCUCAAAUAUACUUAUGCCAUGUUUAUGGGGAGAGUAAUAGUAACCUGGGCCACAUCAGGCAGAUUUCUGGAGCAAAUGUGGCUAUUCAUGACCCAAAGCCAGGAGGUGCUGAGGGUUUAGUUGUUGUCUCCGGAACAUGGGAACAGUUACGUACUGCACAAAGCCUCAUUCAAGCCUUUAUCCUUUGUGGACAAACUGCAGCUUGACUAUCUGUUUCAUAUGUUCUUCUGGCAGGUUCUCUGCUAGAGGCUUUGGUAAUAGGAGAAUUUCCUCCUUCGCUUGUGGGGUUAAAAUUAGGUUUGACAAAAUGAUGAAAGUUUAAAUGCGGAUUUUUUUAUGAUAGUCUAGAACCCUCAUUUUAAGCACUGUACGUUUUAGCUGAAAAAUGAAGUGUGAUGCUCAAAUCAGAUGGGACAAACGGUAGAGUUGAGUUAU
Messenger RNA from Hibiscus syriacus, 2217 nucleotides. RefSeq names its product KH domain-containing protein HEN4-like. Lineage: Eukaryota; Viridiplantae; Streptophyta; Magnoliopsida; Malvales; Malvaceae. Gene Ontology annotation, molecular function: mRNA binding. The transcript is spliced from 8 exons. The record is from RefSeq and is a predicted model, not a curated record. Bases 54 to 1988 code for a protein of 644 amino acids. Gene Ontology annotation, biological process: regulation of gene expression. Gene Ontology annotation, cellular component: nucleus; cytoplasm.